This is a messenger RNA of Oncorhynchus gorbuscha (pink salmon), 1760 nucleotides long. It is a transcript of the gene bub1bb, whose product is annotated as BUB1 mitotic checkpoint serine/threonine kinase Bb. Gene Ontology annotation, molecular function: protein kinase activity. Lineage: Eukaryota; Metazoa; Chordata; Actinopteri; Salmoniformes; Salmonidae. Gene Ontology annotation, biological process: mitotic spindle assembly checkpoint signaling; meiotic sister chromatid cohesion, centromeric. The record is from RefSeq and is a predicted model, not a curated record. The coding region runs from base 374 to 1654 and encodes 426 amino acids. The transcript is spliced from 9 exons.
GAGCGUGCAGCGACAUGAUAAAUGUAGUCCUAAAAUAUAAAUGUAAAGCAAACAUAUUUUUUUUUAUGGAAGAUAUUAUAUCUGAAUGGUUUUCGUAUCCACCGGAAAUAAUAUAUUAUCGGCGAAAAACACAUUGAUUUUUUCAAACGAGUUUCUCGUUUACUAACAUCGUUGGGUGUGACCAUCCAAUCAUCUUUGUCCAAAUCUUCUCGCGGUUCGAGUUCAAAAGACACAGAGCAACCAGCAUGAAAAGGACAACGACCCAGUCCAGUGUUGUUUAACUUUCACAAAAGAAUAUACAUAUUUUAUCAAGAAAGUUGUUGAAGAAAAAAUAUAUAUCUAGCACGCUAGCUAGCUGACUUACAGAACCAAAAUGGCAGAAGGUGGAGAGGCAGACUGGGAACUUUGCAAAGAGAACAUCCAGCCCUUGAAGAAAGGUCGGGCCAUAUCAGUUUUACACCAGGCACUCAGUCAACAGCAAGAGGGUUCGAGCUCUGCCACCAACCAACACAAACAGGCUUUUGAGUCUGAACUGAGAGUGUAUGAUGGAGAUGACCCCCUUGAUGUUUGGGAUCGGUAUGUUAAAUGGACAGAGCAGACCUAUCCACAGGGAGGAAAGGAGAGUAAUCUUAAUGUGCUUUUGGAGAGAGCUGUGAUGUGCUUUACAGAAGAAAAUAAAUAUCACAAUGACAGCCGUUAUGUUGACCUAUGGAUCAAAUUUGCAGAGAGCGGUCACGAGCCUUUGGAUAUCUACAGAUAUAUGCGAGCCCAGGGAAUAGGAGUACAACAGGCUUCCUUCUACAUUGCCUGGUCUGAGGAGUAUGAGCAUCAGGGUAACUCUCGAACAGCAGACAGUGUCUACCAGGAGGGCUUCAAGCGUGGGGCUGAACCUCUGGAGAAACUCCUGCAGUUCCACAAGGCUUUGCAGGCGCGUGUGUCCCGGCAGGUGAUGUCUGGAAUGGUGAAUGACGAGGAGGAGGAAGCUGAGGCAGCAAAGCCUGAGCGGGUUUCUCUGGUGGAUCUAAAACACAGGGGGAAGAAAAAGGCUGUUGCACCCAUUAGUAGAGUUGGUGCAGCACUAAGCAAUGGUAAUUCACGAAGCCUACAGUUACAAGGCCCACCAGCUCUGGCCAGCAGUGGUCAAAACAGUUGCCUUGUGAUCUUUGAUGAGAACAAGGCUGUCAGCGCUGAGCCCUCUGAACCAAAAUUGGAAUCUUGGAUGGCCCCACCCCCAUCGAGAUUCAAGGAGAACGAGCAGAGGCCUGAGAAAUGGAGCGACGUAAAGAUGCCAAUGAAGUCCAGGUUUGGUCACAGUGUUGUGGCUCUGCCCAGCAAGCCAAACUUCCAGCCCUUUGUGGAGGAGUCGGAUCAGCCUCCAGCUAUGACACCGUGUAAGAUCAACCCAGCGGUGAAUUCAGUGUUGUCUGCGCGGAAGCCCUGCGGGGAUGAGACUCCUCUGAAGAGACUGCAGCAACAGCAGCAGGAAGAGGGGAAAGCUCUGGAGCAGAGCAUGUACUGCAAAAAGCUGCUACUCAGUGGCGCCUCCGAGUUCUGCUUUGAGGAACUGCGGGCUGAGCGCUACCGACAGAAGAAGGCCUUGGAGUCAGGGGGCAGUGGCAAGGAAGAGCAAGCGGGCUCUGGUCUUCCAAACUGACACAUUUCAACAAGGACAUGUUCAGUGUUUUAUUAUUAGGUAGGAGACUAUCAGUGUCAUCAUGUAUGUAUUUUAGAGUUUGUGUAUAUAAAAAGUUUCAAACUUG